CCUCGUUCGCAGGACAUCACCUUCGACGUUCUGGCCGGAUGCUACGCGGUCAUCGCGCUCGUCGCGCUGAUCCAGCUGCUUCGCAUACAGCGCAGGGUUCCCGAGUACGGGUGGACGACGCAGAAGGUGUUCCACCUCCUGAACUUCGUGUGCGCGUCGUUCCGCGCGGGUGUCUUCCCCGUGUGGCGCGAGGUGGACGCCCUUCCCAACGCCGCGGCCCGCGCGGCCCUCAUGGACACCCCGGGGCUCCUCUUCUUCACCACCUACGCCCUGCUCGUCCUGUUCUGGGCCGAGAUCUACCACCAGGCCAGGAGCUUCCCGACGGGCGCGCUCAGACCCACGUUCGUCGGCGUCAACGCGCUCGUGUACGCGUUCCAGGGCUCGCUGUGGACGUGGGAGGGCGCGCAGCCCAAGGUUGGUCCGAUCCUCGAGAAGGUAUCGGCGCUCUUUCUCGCGUUUGUGUGCGCCGCCGCCGCCGCCGGCUUCGUCGUGUACGGCGGCAGGCUCUUCGCGAUGCUUCGAAGGUUCCCGGUGGAGAGCAGGGGGCGACAGAAGAAGCUGAGGGAGGUUGGCGCCGUGACGGUGGUGUGCGCCACGUGCUUCACCGUCCGCGCGGUGAUGGUCUGCACGAGCGCGUUCGCCGAGACCAAAGACGGCUUGGACGUGAUGAACCACCCAGUUAGAAACGCGUUUUACUACGCGUGCUGCGAGAUCGCGCCGUCGGCGCUGGUGCUCUUCAUCCUCCGGAAGCUGCCGCCGAGG
This is a messenger RNA of Micromonas commoda, 762 nucleotides long. RefSeq lists its product with no specific name. The transcript is spliced from 2 exons. NCBI's taxonomy places the organism in Eukaryota, Viridiplantae, Chlorophyta, Mamiellophyceae, Mamiellales, Mamiellaceae. The record is from RefSeq and is a predicted model, not a curated record. The annotation marks the transcript as partial.